UGUCCAUUAAUAUGAAGAUUAAAAUUAAGCUUAGUAUCCAUUGUGAUACCAAGGUCCACAAAAUUGUAUACCUGUAGUGCGAUUCACUACGCUAUUUUAACAACACUUUUUAUUGUUAAAGCAACUAAACGACAAUAUAGCUAUUCAUUAAACGUUUCCUUAACAACAUUCGUUAGCACAAAAUCAGCUAUUGUCGGUAACGAUAACAACGGCCGCUAAUUUGACAUCUAGUUUGGUGUUGUUACAAAAAACAUAAAUAAUUCGAAAGCGCAAAAAUAAAAAAUUAAGUGAAAAAAUGUCAUUUGAGUACCUCGCUUAUAGUUUGUCGCGUAGUCAGCAGCAGUUUAACGCAUUGAGGGUGGAUCGGCGUAUGUUGCAGAGUGCGGACAAUCCGUUUGAAUUGCCACCAACAGAGCUCCGGAAAUUAUACCGGCUAGGACCCAACUUGGCAGCCGAUCUGGUUCAACGGUUGGAAGUGUAUAUAUAGAAGGCUCGAGAGUAAAUGCUAUAUCCGCCGAAAAGCAGGCUCUGUCUACUUUGCGCUUUUAUGCCACUGGGUGCUAUCAACGACCUGUAGGAGAGCAGUGGGGCAUUUCGAUGAGCCAGUCAUCCAUAAGCCGUUGUAUUCAUCGUAAGACAGAGGCAAUUAACAACCACUUGUUUUUAACGGAAGUCAAGUUCCCUAUGACGCAAAUGGAAUGUUAAGCUGCCAGAGAAGUAUUUUCCUCAGUGCCUUUUGUGGGGGGAACUAUUGGGGCGAUCGAUUGUACCCGUAUUUCUAUUUUGGCUCCGAAAAAUGAGGAGGCGUACAUCAACCAUCCUGGAUACCACUCAUUAAAUGUACAAAUGAUAUGCGACCCGAACUUGAAAAUUUUAAACGUGAAUGCGAAGUAUCCGGGAGCACGAGAUGACUCCUAUAUUUGGAGCUCCUCUGCAGUGCGGAGAGUGAUGCAGCGUUCGUACGAGAAUGGGAACCACAACUUGUUUUUAAUAGGUGAUUCUGGAUACCCCCUAGAGCCGUGGCCUAUAACGCCGUUACAAAACCAACCGGAGGGGUCUCAUAAAUUUCGCUAUAAUGAAGCGCUCUGCAAGGUUGGGAAUCCCAUCGAAAGACUUUUCGGCGUCCUCAAAGGAACUUGGCGAUACCUUUCGCAAAAAAGGGUUCUUUUGUACGAUCCCGGGUUUGCUGGAAAAGUCGUCAAUGCGUGCGCAGUACUGCAUAAUAUUCGUUUGGGAGAGCAGCAAACGAACGAACAUGACAACUUUGCAACCGAAAGUGGGGCAGACAGACUUCUUGAUAACUCUAAUCGUCAUCUUCCGUUGCGAAACGCAUCCAAGACAGAUUAACUGCGAUCAAAAUUUCAAAUAUAUACCCCAUUACCAAAUUAUAGCCCGACCACAUAUAGGCAAGUUUUAACUAACUAUUUGUUUGUUAUUUAAUUUAUAUUACUUUUUUUAAAUAUGUAGUAUAAUGUGCAACUAAAACAGUAUAAAUUCAAGUUUCAAACCUUGUGCAAUAUUUAA
Rhagoletis zephyria (snowberry fruit fly) is the source of this 1524-nucleotide messenger RNA. RefSeq names its product putative nuclease HARBI1. The record is from RefSeq and is a predicted model, not a curated record. NCBI's taxonomy places the organism in Eukaryota, Metazoa, Arthropoda, Insecta, Diptera, Tephritidae.